ACACGGAGAAACGAGGCACAAACAAAUGAAACAAUGGCUAUUGAUAACAAAUUUGGCAAGCCAAUAUGUUCAAUCUGCUAUGAAGAUCUCAAGCCAAUCGUCGAAGACCUGCAAGUUAUAUCGAUUUGUGGCCACGUCUUCCAUGAGCUCUGCUUGCAGCAGUGGUUCGAGUACUGUUCAAGCACGAAGAAGUGCACAUGUCCUGUGUGCAAGCAAAGUUGUAAAUCGAAUGAUGUCAGUCGAAUUUACUUUCAGUCGAUUGGUGAUCAGACCGAAACGUUGGUUUCACAGAAGCCGAAAGAUUGUGAAGCAGAAGACCCAGAGGUUUUGCGCUGUGAAGUGAAGAGAUUGGAAGUCAAGGUUUCGAGGCUUAAUUCGGCUUUGGAGAGUCAAGGGCAGGAGCUUAAACAAAUCAACGAGGAGUUGUGUCUUAGCAGGGAGCAUACAAAGAAGGAAGUAGCAUUGAAGAAUGAAUUUUUGCGAGAAAAAACAUAUAUUCAACAGCAGCUUCAUCUGAAAUCCCAGGACCUUGAUAAAUUGACAUCCGAGUGCUUGAGGCUUCAAGAGAGGAAUAUGGCCUUGGCCAAAGAGCUUGCAGCCCUCAAAUUGGUAUCAGAUUUGAACCUGGAUGAAAAUGAAGUUUUAAAGUUUGCCUCUUUGGGUAAUGGAGCUAACAACAAAGAUACAAUCGAUGUUCUAAGAAAGUCUUUGGUCAUUCGUAACAGGAAUUAUAUAGAAUUGAUGGCCAAGUGUAAUCUUCUUGGAAGAGAAAAGACUCGUUCAUGUGCCAAACUUGAGAAAGCUAAAGAAAAGAUACUUAAACUAAAGACUAGGGUACAAGAACUGGAAACAGCAGGAGAAUUAAAAGAUAAUGAAGUUUUGAGGUCUUUGAAAGCCUUAAAGAAAACCAGUCAUGAAAAUGAUAUUCUGAAUGGCAAUGUUGAUUGCUCUAAAUUUUCGCAUACAACUAAUCAUAUAUCAGAAGAUUUUGUGGAACAAUGUUCUGUACCAAUGAGUGAAUUGGAUGGGACUAGAAGUGUGAAAGGUGAUUUAUCUUGCUCCACAAAAUUAGAAAACUUCAAUUCCUUUGAAAGCCUGAAUGCAAAUCACGCUGAAGAAGUUGUAGGUAUAAUGGCUCAUAAAAAAGCAAAAAAUGCUUCAUUAAUUGAGGAAACAUCAAGAUCUUCUACAGUUGUGCUUGAACUUUCAAGUCCUCAUUUAAAACAUCAAGCCAAUGUAGAUGUCAUCCAUAACCCUACUCUGUCAAGAUUAAAUGCAAGUCAUGUUAACAACAAAGAAGUUGCUGGGCAUGGCCCUCAUAAUCUGCUCGGGAAUCUGGGUUCAAGAUCUGGUAUCAAUAAUGAUAAUGGCACUGCUCCUGCUGCUGCUACGGAGGAAGUAACUUUGAUUGUUGAUGAUGAUGAUGACUUUGAACAAGUUCAACCUGUCCUCAACAUCAGAAAAGAGUCUCCAAUGCCAGUUCCUCUUUCCAAACCAGGUGAUGUAUGUUUUUCUAGUGGGUUGCUUGGUCCUGAUGGAACAAACCGGUAUUUGGGUAAAUGGUGCAAGCGUGGCCAAAACAAAGUGCCCAUGCAAGGUUCAAUAAAAAACAGUGGUGAUUUGAUUGCUGUUGGAGCUGACGGGAGAGGUGGCAGAAUUAAAGUUCUGAGAUCUGCAAAUCAAUCUUCACAGCAUGGUAAAGAGAAUUUGUUAUCUGCAAAGAGGUUAAAAUUUGGAGCAAAGACAAGUAAUGUGCAGUCCCCAGGUUGCUUGCAAAUAGAACACUUCUUUGAAAGGGUCAGCCAGUAAUUAACUGCACACAUCACUAUGUUGACAACUUCUUAAUUAGGACUAUAUUUGUGGCCACAAAGAAAAGCCUGAAGUUCUUUUGUAACCAUCAAUAUGCCGAAAGAAAAAUAUAGAGCAAGAGGCAAUUUAUGUUGAUGUCUCUUUAAGUCAAUCCACCUUUCUGAUAACAGUUUGGGGUUUAAACUUUAGACUGAAACUAUUCCAUGUUAUUGAGUUAUUUGCCUUUUGGAUGGGAAUAAGCGGCUAUGUUCUUCAUUCCUCAAAUUAGGAGCAUUGAAGUUCAAUUUGUGCAGUCAUAACUUGCAUGGAUUUGGAGAAACAUCAGUGGAUGGGAUUGGGUUAGU
Pistacia vera is the source of this 2153-nucleotide messenger RNA. RefSeq lists its product as uncharacterized. The record is from RefSeq and is a predicted model, not a curated record. Bases 34 to 1809 code for a protein of 591 amino acids. The transcript is spliced from 9 exons. Lineage: Eukaryota; Viridiplantae; Streptophyta; Magnoliopsida; Sapindales; Anacardiaceae.